This is a messenger RNA of Mizuhopecten yessoensis (Yesso scallop), 1159 nucleotides long. Its product is annotated as PRA1 family protein 2-like. Lineage: Eukaryota; Metazoa; Mollusca; Bivalvia; Pectinida; Pectinidae. The record is from RefSeq and is a predicted model, not a curated record. The transcript has 3 exons. Bases 106 to 822 code for a protein of 238 amino acids.
GUAAAUUCUUCUAAAAAUACAAACAGCGAAUUAUAUGACGUAUCGAUCGACUUCUAGGGACGUCACCCUCUUUCGUUAGUGAUAUAUUAAUUGGUUAACGAUAAAAUGGGAAGUUUACCAACACCAGGAGAAUCAGAACGGAUAAGUGUAUCUUUGCCACCUAGUGGAAAUUCCAGGGAUUUUCUGAUUAAUCCAGUUCGAUUCGCUGUGUUCAAUCCAUUUGACCCAAACGGGAGAAGCAAAUUGAAGACGAACAUCAACGAAAACCUGACUUUUUUCCAAACCAACUAUUAUCUGACGAUCCUGUAUACGUAUUGCUUGGCCAUUUUGACUUUUAUAGUGGCCGAGUUUGUCGGAGGAGUCAUUGCCUGUAUCUUAACAACGAGCCUGAUUUUGACCAUUGUAUACUUGAGCGGUACAGGUCGACUGGAAAUAUCCCUCAACUGUGGACUCCAACACUUCCUGACACCUGCUUGUGUUGCAGCUGUCUUGACGGGUGUUUUGCUAACAUGUGUCACCCACAUGUAUGCAUUUUUCCUACUGUCCCUCGGGAUAGUUAUCUCGAUGUUUCCUGUGCUGCUGCAUGCUUCUCUACGAGUAGCGAAUACAAAGAACAAUGUGACGGUGAAAGUGGAAUACUCUGAUUUAACUACAGUCCUCUCUGAAUUAAGCAAAGGAAUCAGCAAAAAAGUACUGGUAAUGUGGACAGUGACGGGCAUUGCUGCCUUGUACUGCAUGUACAAUUCAUAUACGUGGUUCAUGCUUAGUCUGGCUUUUAUACUUAUAUUAGUAGAUCAUCUUUAUGUAUCCUCUAUGUUGUGAUAUAACAAAAAAACGGCGGUCUUUUCAUCAAUAUUACAGGCCUCAGACCACAGAAAACUCUUCCAGUUCGUAGUGCUUUUCUCAAUUUUUAGAGUUGUAUUUUAAUGAUCUUUAUUUCUUUCGUACGAAUGAAAUUAAAUACUAUGGGUCAAGAAAAUUUAAUUUCAUAAUUUGUCAGCUUCGAAAUCAUGCUAGCAACCUAAAUAGUGACCUGUAUAUGGAUCAUUUGAACACAGCAAUUAGAUGUGGACAUGAAAAUGAAUGCCCACUCUAUGAUAACAUGUUAAUUCUUGGUAACUUAUCCUACAUCCAGUGCGUGUAUGGCCAAUGUGUUUAU